AUGUCCGUUCAAGCCCGAGUCGUGCUGGCCGUCGCCCUCGUCCUCGUCGUCCUGGCCGUGUUCACCGAGCCCGUAUCCGCCGGGUACAGGAAACCCCUCAACGGAUCCAUCUUCGGAAAGCGCUCCGGCGGCGAUGCUGUCUACGAACCCAGCAAGGCCCUCGCCUCUGCCUGCCAGAUCGCUGUUGAGGCCUGCGCUGGCUGGUUCCCCGGACCCGAAAAGAAGUGAAUUACUUAUAAUGAAUAAGGCGAGUUACCCAUACGCCGCAGAUUCACGACCCACGUUUUCUCUGACCUUUUGAUCUGAGCGGCGGAUGUAAACAAUUCUAGAAUUCCUCGACAAGUCUCCAUGUUUUCCAUCAUUUGGUGUAUUACAGAAAAAAAUAAUAAUAAUAUGGAUGUAAAUCAAUAGCCAACUCCUGUUUAUAUUCGCCGUACAUAUUUAUCCUCAAUAUCUAAUUGAUUAUUUGAUUCUCUUUAUACGGAAAAUACAGCCAUCAUAUACUAUGUCGCAAUGCUCACUUUGGGGCUUUGUUUACUUUUAGAUGUUGGGCCCCUCAGUAAGGAUAAUGUCAAUGACAGUUUUCCCAAAUAAAACGAAGUCCCAAAAUCUAUAACAAAAAUAAAUCCAACCUCUGCCCUCCCCUUACAGUACCAUUGUCAGAGAAUAAAUGUAUUUGUUGUAAGAAUAUGUGGAUAAUUUUGUGAUUAGAUAUUAGAUACACUGAUGAAUGUAAUAACGUUGACUCAUAAAUAAACGUGGAAUACUGCCUACGAAAUUCAAUAAACUACUAUCGAGCUAAUCCCAAAUGUGUACUUUUUAUUUCCCAUUAUCUGACGUUGCAGUUGCAGCAGUCCCUCCGCCACACGAGAAUUUGAAUAUUGGAUUGUCCUCAGAAAUGAAAAUGAUUGGAAAAAGAUCUGAACUUGGGUAUUUCACACAUAGCUACAGGUUUGAUGUGUUUCUAUUAUACCCUAGUAUGGAAUGUAUUUAAUGGAAUGUGUGCAAAAAAAA
Penaeus vannamei (Pacific white shrimp) is the source of this 1014-nucleotide messenger RNA. It is a transcript of the gene SIFa, whose product is annotated as neuropeptide SIFamide. Lineage: Eukaryota; Metazoa; Arthropoda; Malacostraca; Decapoda; Penaeidae. The record is from RefSeq and is a predicted model, not a curated record.